Molecule: messenger RNA, 4595 nt
Organism: Phascolarctos cinereus (koala)
Lineage: Eukaryota; Metazoa; Chordata; Mammalia; Diprotodontia; Phascolarctidae
Product: N-acetyllactosaminide beta-1,6-N-acetylglucosaminyl-transferase-like
Biological process (GO): transforming growth factor beta receptor signaling pathway
Cellular component (GO): membrane
Molecular function (GO): acetylglucosaminyltransferase activity
Source: RefSeq, a predicted model, not a curated record
CGUUACUUGCUGCCGAGUUACCACACUCUGAAUGCACUGAGCACACACCGCACGUCAAGAGAGAAAAGCUUUGCUAUCCGAUGCCUAAACUGGGGGUAUGGAUUGGAGAGAGAAUUAAAGAGCAAAUCUUAAUUAAACCACAUGUCAUCUUUGGAGGCUGGACAAGCAGACACAGCUGAGAAGCUGUCCAGAUGCAAGAUCUUCCAGAAAAAGUAAGUUGGAGGCUGGGUGACUUACGGUUUCAGGAGCCGAUUAUUUCUCAGUCCCUGAAGACGGAUUCUUUCCCCCCCUCCAGGAAUAAAAAGAAUGAACUUUGGGAGAUACUAUCUUUUUGUCGUUCCCGUGCUGAGCGUGGCCCUCUUCGUCCUGCUAUACAACCAUCAACUCUAUCAACCAAAGAGUUAUCAGAGGUUAAAUGUGUCUAAUGAGCGAUAUUCUCUAUCCCAGUCCUGUAAUACCGUCAUAGAAGGGAAGUCAACAUUUGUGUGGGAGAAAGUAUUAAUGCCUUCAUUUGGAAGAGUCUCUUGUAAGGAGUACUUGCACCAUAGUCACUACAUAACAGCUCCCCUGUCGAAAGAAGAAGCCCAGUUUCCUUUGGCCUAUGUAAUGGUUAUUCAUAAGGAUUUUGAAACCUUUGAGAGGCUCUUCAGGGCGGUUUACAUGCCCCAAAAUGUUUACUGUGUUCACGUGGAUGAGAAGACUACAGAUGAGUUUAAAGGCGCUGUGGAGUGGUUGGUGGGCUGCUUCCCCAAUGUUUUCCUUGCCUCCAAGUUGGAGCCUGUUGUUUAUGGCGGAAUAUCCAGGCUCCAGGCUGACCUGAACUGCAUGAAAGACCUUGUAGCCUCUGAGGUUCAGUGGAAGUACAUUAUUAACACUUGUGGGCAAGAUUUCCCUCUGAAAACCAAUAAGGAAAUAAUCCAGCAUUUGAAAGGAUUUAAAGGGAAAAAUAUCACCCCAGGGGUGCUGCCUCCUGCACAUGCUAUUGAAAGGACUAAAUAUGUCUUCAAGGAAUAUAUUACCCCUCAAACAUCAUAUAUGCAAAGAACCAAAAUUUUAAAAUCCUUGCCGCCCCAUCAAUUAGUAAUUUACUUCGGCUCAGCUUAUGUUGCCCUCACAAGGGAGUUUGUCAACUUCGUUUUUCAAGACCAUCGGGCCAUUGAUUUACUCCUAUGGUCUAAGGACACCUACAGCCCUGAUGAGCAUUUCUGGGUGACACUCAAUCGGAUCUCUGGUGUCCCUGGAUCCAUGCCAAAUGCAUCCUGGGAAGGAAACCUCAGAGCUAUAAAGUGGCACGACAUGGAAAGUGAACAUGGAGGCUGUCACGGUCACUAUGUACAUGAAAUUUGCAUCUUUGGAAACGGUGACUUAAAAUGGCUGUAUGACUCCCCAAAUAUGUUUGCUAACAAGUUUGAGCUUAAAACAUAUCCACUUACUUUAGAAUGCCUGGAACUGAGGCUUAGAGAAAGAGCCCUAAACCAAAGUGAAAUUCCAGUACAGUCAAGCUGGUAUCUUUGAUCCUCCAUGACUCCGGAUUCAAGAGAGUCAAGGCAGGAACAGAUGCUUAAUUAAUGACUUUCAGGUUGGAAAGGAAGCUCUUUAUUCCUUAAAGACUUGGUCAAAUCUCAGUUUUCAAGAAUUAGUUCAAAGAUGAUGACGAACAUUUUGGCACCCAAGAUGAAACACUGGCCAAAGCAGAAGCUGGUUUCCAAGUAAUGAUUAUGGACUGGUUGUGUACCUGUGACUUUUUUCAUUCUACAAAUUUCAUCGAUUGAUAUAUUAUAGAAACAAUGCCUGGGCCUUGAUUUUAUUGAAGACUCUUGUUAUAUCUACACAUCAGAAAUCCAAUGCAUGCUGAAAUAUAAAGAAAAAAGCCUAGUGCUCUUGUUUCUAUGUCUGCGACAAAGCAUAAUGAGUUCGCCCCCAAGAAGGAAUCAUUUCUGAUUUAUAACAGUGCCACAAUGAGAUAUAGACAAAUUCCACGUUCUUUCUCGCAUAUAUAUUUUUAGCAAUAAUUAGAUAUCUGGCUCUCUUUUCCCGAAACCCAGGCUGGCAGAAUUGAAGCCAGACAUUGGUUCUUCAGUACUGCUCUCUUUGAUUUUCUGUAGUCUAUAGAUUAUGUAUACUUUUAUGUCUCCAGCAAAGGAUAGAGCAGGAUUUGAAAUACUGAAUGAUGUCUGCUUCAUUGAAAAAAGUCUGUGAAAUUGUGUUUUCUCCAUUACAAAUUCUGGGUUUUCUGUGUCAUUAGCUCUCUUUUAUAUUUACCCACUGCGCAAGGAGUUGUGAUGCCAGCCUGGGUAUUUGCUGGAGAGCAGCUGUGAAAUGAAGAAAAUUUCAACUUUACUGAAGCAUAGAUUACUUCUCUGUGUGUAUGGGGAAAACAAUGCACUUUUAUGUCUGUGGGAUUUGAAAAGGAAUGAAUUCUUAAGUGCUGCUUGAACUCUCUGUAGUAUCAGAGCUAAUCACUACACCUUCCUGUGAUUUCUUCCAUGCCUUCUUAAUAGGAGCAUCCCAGAGAGUAGAUUCUACUCUGUCUAGCAGAGGUUUACCUUGAGCCAGUAUAAAAUAGCUUUGUCAGGUGGUAUCAGCUAGAGGAAUAUAAAACAGUACAGAUUUUGUUUCCAUUUUCCUUUUUAAUAAAACAAAGCAAGUAACUCUGGGCAUUCAAUCAUAGGAAGAAGAUUCUAAGUCCCUGAAAAUCAAUCGAGGCAGUUACCUCAGCACUAGUAAUUGUAGUGGUUAUAGAGAAUUGCAUAACCUCAUUCUUUUAAUGUGACGCAAUCAGGGUUUAAGAUACCUGCACCUGAGUUUUCCAGAAUUGCUGUCAGGACAUGGAGGCUUCAGGUUAGGGGACCAAAUUGAGACCAAGUUGAAGGCAAAGGAAAUUGGCCAACCACCUUGAGAGGAAAUGUUACAGGUUCUUUGGUAACUGGUUCCUCCUGUUAAAACAUUUCAUGCAUUUUUGAAGCUGGAACCUACUCAAAAGGAAGAGUAGAAGCCACAAUUUUUUUUUCUUUAGAGGAGGAGUCAAUCAUUUUGUAUUACACUGUGGCAUCUUAGGCCAUUUACUGUGAUCAGGAGAAUGUUCCAACUAUGACAAAAGCCAUCCUCCUCAGUAACAUUUGACUGAAGUCUAUGUUGGCAUCCCAUGAAUACUUUAGAUUGCUGCUUUUUUCUGAUUAAAAUUCUUACUAGAGAAUCAAUAGUAUAUAUUUAGGUAAGAAAAUGAUAUUUUUUCUUCUGUAAUUUGUGCUUAUUCAAAGUUAUACCUGUGUCACAUGUAAGGGAACCAACUUUGCCAAAGUUAAAGAAUAAACUGUGACCAAUCAGAGAGGGAAGACCAACCAGCUUGUAACCAGUGAUGUCAGAAAAUAGAUUCUGAAGAUCUAAAUGAAUAAGCUGGAAGCAAAAGAUUGUUUAAUACACUGCACUUUGCCAGGAGAAAUCUUUCAGGAAUAGAUGUUUACAUGUCAGCUACAGCUGUCCUACACACUUUCCAGAGGGAAUGGUUUGGAGGGAAGCCUCAAGCUGAUAGAUGAUCACUGGCCUGUUUGGCAUGCCCUUAAACUACUGAUUAUGUCUUUGUUUUGAAUGACUUUUAUGUUAUAUUUUCAUUGAAAUAAAUUAAUAUAUUGCUGUCCACCUUUAUAGGACAAUGUGUAGAAGUUGCUGGUGUUAUUAAUUGGCUGGUUGAUUAAAAUCCUUUGAGAAAAGCCGUUAUAUGAAGGCACUUCUCACAUAAAAAUUCAUUGAUUUAAAGAAAGGAGUUGAAAGAAAAUGAGAACUUUCUUCAGUUUGCUGUGAAUAAUUCAAAGCAAAACAGUGGUGUCAUACUCAUAGAAAGAGGUGGAACACCAGACCAUACAUAAGCAUCCCUGGGUUGCAUAUUGAUUUAGAAAACCAUAUAUUAACAUCCAUGUUUUAUUGCAUUUUUAUUUAUUUUGUAAAUCAUUUCCCAAUUACAUUUUAAUCUACUUCAGGCUACAAAGGUGCCACUCUUUUUGACAUCUCUGGCCUAAAAGAUGUCAUCAAAGAAAUAAUUAAUUGGAAAAAGAGAUAGACCAGUCAUAUGGCAAGAACAAGGGAUAACCAUCCCUACGUGGGUCAUUAGAAUUCAUGCAAUGUCAAAAGAACAGUUCCUAGCACAUUGAUUGGACCUCAUGGCAAAUGUAAGGGUAGACAUAAAGAAUAGGAUGGGGGAGGGGGGGUGGAGUGAUGGAUUUCGGUCUUCAUCAUUGGAGGGAAUUAACUACAUUGAUGAACUCUUAGGACGUAGGCAGUUAGGUGGCAAAGUGGCACAGUGGGCUCCAAAUCAGGAAAACCUGAGUUCAAAUCCAGUCUCAGCCACUUACUAGCUGUGUGACCCUGGGCUAGUCACUUAAGCUCAACCUCAGUUUCCUUACAUGUAAAGUGGGGAUUAUAAUAGUCCCUAUCUCCGAAGGUUGCUGUGACAAUAAAAUGAGAUGAUAUUUGUAAAGUGCUUUUCAAACCUUAACCAGUGGUGUAUUGGAACUCACUCCAACCAAUUUAAAAUUUUCAUUGUGAUCAUUUACAUCUCAGAAAUCAGCAAAUGCUAAUAAAACAGAAGAUUGAUUUGU